GUUACAGAUGAAAGUGACUUUAUAAAUAGACUGGGUUGCAGCAAAGAGGACACCUUUAAGGUGGUGGCCAUAUUUGGUAAUACUGGUGAUGGGAAGUCUCAUACACUCAACCAGACUUUCUUUGGGGGUUACGAAGUGUUUAAGACCUCCACCAGCCAGUCAUCUUGCACCCUGGGGGUCUGGUGUGCCUUAAACCGACAACACAAGGUAUUGCUUAUGGACACCGAAGGUCUGCUAGGAUCAUCAUCCAAUGAAAACCAACGCACUAGACUUUUGCUCAAAGUCCUGGCCAUUUCUGAUAUAGUGAUCUACCGCACCCGAGCGGAGCGCCUGCACACAGACAUGUUUGUGUUUCUCAGCAACGCUUCUCAAGCGUAUCUCAAGCACUUCAAGCAGGAGCUGCGGUUUGCUUCUCAGAAAUACGGGAUCUCAGAGUCUGACUUGGGACCAACACUGCUAGUGUUUCAUGAGACUGUUUAUACAGAGGUACUAGGGGAUAAGAAAGACAUUUCUGCGGAUGGAAUAUUACGACAAAUGUUCAAGUCAAAAGAGAAUCCAGUGGAUGCAUUCCCAAAGAUUUGUUAUGUUGGCACCAAGACUGUCAAACCACCGACAGAUUUCUCUCGACUGCAGCUCUGUGCUGAUGCUCAGAUUCAGGAUACAUCUGUCCGGGCUGCUCGCAAGCCAGAAAUCAUCUUCCGGUCGUUAAAGGCUUUGAAUGACAAGUUCAGUCAGAAGAUUGAAACACCUCAGCUCAACACAUUCCCAGACCAGUACUUCACUUGCACCAGCAGAUGUCUUGCUUGCAGAGCUCGGUGUACCUUGAGCAUGAAUCAUGAGUCCGAGGUGGAAUCACAUGACGCUGGUCAAGACAAACUUUGUGAAUAUCAGAGUGGCUAUGGGAACAAGGUGUUUAUGUGUAAGAAUUGUCUGCGAAACAAAAAGCGGGUAAUAGUGGUGCCAAAAACCUCAUGUUCAGCCGACAACUCUUGGAUGGGAUUCACAAAGUACAUCUGGUCAGGGUACGUCUACGAAUGUUCAAACUGUGGUGUCAUCUAUAGAAGCAGGCAGCACUGGUAUGGCAAUGAGGAUGAGGAGAAGGUCCUACAUGUGGAGUUCAGACAUGUGUGGCCACAGGGUCCAUCUGCUUUAGACGGGACACACAAUGCAGCUAGGAAGAUUAUCGACAGUUUCCAUUUUCUAGCAGACACGGUCAGCAGCGUCGGGGCUCGACCCACCAAGUAUUUAUCAGAAUGGACAGCAGAUAAAAUCAAUCCAUCUUACUGGAUGCCAAAUUCCGAGAUUACGGAAUGCGCCAAAUGCCGGCAGACUUUUGACUGCACAGAGCAGAAACACCACUGUCGAGCUUGUGGCAAGGGCUUCUGUUCUGUCUGCUCAUCCAGGAAGCGACCGGUUCCAGAAAGAGGCUGGGGCAUCGAGCCAGUUCGUGUUUGUGAUGCAUGUUAUGAGAAAUCAGACACAGGUACAGCAAUACACAAGGAGACUGCAGCUGAACAAGGGGACCUAACAGCCAGAAGAGUAGGCGAAGUGGUGACUACUACAUUUAGUGCCAUGGCGUCAGCUCUGGAUUAUCCUCUGGGCGUGAUCAAGAAUUCGGCCAAACCUGCAUACUGGGUUCCAGAUGAGGAAGCCAAAGAAUGCUGGGUAUGCAGGAGAAUUUUUGGUCCUCGCCUGGCAAUUCAUCACUGUCGAGCUUGUGGCCAGGGAGUCUGCGAGGACUGCUCGCCAAAUAAACGGGCUGUUCCUCUGAGAGGCUGGGAUUAUCCUGUGAGAGUUUGCAAAAAAUGUGAGAAGAAGACCGACAAAAUUUGA
Molecule: messenger RNA, 1833 nt
Organism: Candidula unifasciata
Lineage: Eukaryota; Metazoa; Mollusca; Gastropoda; Stylommatophora; Geomitridae
Source: the annotation of a GenBank genome assembly